Molecule: messenger RNA, 892 nt
Organism: Cyprinus carpio (common carp)
Lineage: Eukaryota; Metazoa; Chordata; Actinopteri; Cypriniformes; Cyprinidae
Product: microfibril-associated glycoprotein 4-like
Exons: 4
Coding region: 36-728 (230 amino acids)
Biological process (GO): elastic fiber assembly
Source: RefSeq, a predicted model, not a curated record
UGUUGCUGUGUUUGUCUGCGCUGUUUCCCGUGUUGAUGGGCAUUGAAGAGGUCAAAUCCAAAUGUUAUCUUACCACUGACUGCUCUGAUGUGUAUUCAAGUUGGAAAAAUGUGAGUGGUGUGUACACCAUCAGCACAAUAGAUGGACCGCUGCAGGUCUACUGUGAGAUGAUCCCUGGGAAUCAAAUCGACCAAGGACCCUGGACGGUGUUUCUCAGAAGGAUGGACGGCGAGGAGAAUUUCUUUAGGCCAUGGGAGAAAUAUAAAUGGGGUUUUGGAAAUAACACUGGCGAAUACUGGCUGGGUUUAGAGAUUCUUUACCAGCUGACGCGAAAAUACAAGUAUAAACUCAGAGUGGAUAUGGAGGACUUUGAAGGGAAGAAGGCUUACGCUCUGUACAACUCUUUCUCUGUGGGCUCUGAGGCUGAUGGGUACAAACUGCAAGUGAGCGACUUUGUAGAUGGAGGAGCAGGUGAUUCUUUGAGUUAUCACAAUGCAAUGAAGUUCUCCACCGUUGACAAAGACCAAGAUGCUUGGAGCGGUAACUGUGCUAUGACAUACUCUCAAGGAGGGUUUUGGUAUAACGGCUGUGGUUAUGCAAACCCCACUGGUCUGUAUUUGUGGGGGAAAGAUGAUGGCAGUAUAUAUAUUGGUGUCUACUGGUAUCACUGGAAGAGCAGCUGGAAAUCUCUGAAGUCCAUCAGCAUGAAGAUCAAACGUGUGAAGUAGAGCAGGGCUUACAGACACUUCACUGCAGCUUGUGCACAUCCACAUCUUUAUGCAUACAUGUGGAUCUUUUUUAAAAUUUUCCUGAUAAAUAAAAAUGUGUUGAAAUUGGGUUCUGCAUGCUUUGUCUGCUUUGAUUUUGAAGUAAUAAAUGUUUAUGCAAAGCA